This is a messenger RNA of Juglans regia (Persian walnut), 903 nucleotides long. RefSeq names its product ethylene-responsive transcription factor ERF084. The transcript has a single exon. Gene Ontology annotation, biological process: regulation of DNA-templated transcription. The record is from RefSeq and is a predicted model, not a curated record. Bases 1 to 903 code for a protein of 300 amino acids. NCBI's taxonomy places the organism in Eukaryota, Viridiplantae, Streptophyta, Magnoliopsida, Fagales, Juglandaceae. Gene Ontology annotation, molecular function: DNA binding; DNA-binding transcription factor activity.
AUGAACUGCAAAGCCUUGCAAACAGUUCCCUUCCUGAAGUCGGCGCGUUUUCGUGAACACGAGACGCUAGGGUUUCUCACCGAAACACCGUGCUCUGAUGGGCCUUCCUGCGGUACCCACUUACCAAUUACUUCAAGCUCGGCCCCAUAUCACCUCAACCUCCUCCACCCUCUCAGUCAGCUUCCCCUACUAUCGACCGGUGUUUCAGCCACCGUUUCUUCUUGUGGUGUUGACAGCAAAGAAACCGAACCCGAAAUUGAAACGCCUCAGGUUCUUGAUGGAAUCGCCGCUGUUGUGGGCCAACACGUCCUCUUUGGCAGUGAUAACACCAAGAGAAGUGUAAAAAGCAGCAACAGGCCAGAAAACUCGGGUUUUAUUUCCAUUUCACAGUGUUUUGGUACCGAAACGUUGAAGACGGUGGACGAUAAGAAGGGCACGGGAAGCGUUUCGGUGCAGAAAAACUACAGAGGGGUGAGGAAGAGGCCAUGGGGAAGGUGGUCCGCGGAGAUACGCGACCGUGUCGGGAGGUGCAGGCACUGGCUCGGCACGUACGACACUGCGGAGGAAGCAGCCCGUGCCUACGACGCAGCGGCGAGGCGGCUGAGAGGCUCAAAAGCCCGUACUAACUUUGAAAUUCCUUCGGUACUACCCGUACUUGCCUCGCCCUCAACAUCUUCGUCUUCAUCUUCGGAUGCUAAGAAGGCGAGUGCCAAAGCCAAGGCAGCGCGCAAUGCCAAGAAGUGUACAGUGGUCACUUCUGUGGCUCAGUUGUUCAGUUCGAAUUCUACUGCAAGUGUCACGGCUAGGGAAGCGAACGCUUAUGGGAAUGGUAAUGUUGAGCUUGAGCUGAAGCUGGGUGUGAAUUUCCUGAGUAGAAGUGCUACUCCAUCUGUAGUUAUUUAG